Molecule: messenger RNA, 4663 nt
Organism: Lepisosteus oculatus (spotted gar)
Lineage: Eukaryota; Metazoa; Chordata; Actinopteri; Semionotiformes; Lepisosteidae
Gene: dync2i1
Product: dynein 2 intermediate chain 1
Biological process (GO): intraciliary transport
Cellular component (GO): cytoplasmic dynein complex
Molecular function (GO): dynein heavy chain binding; dynein light chain binding
Source: RefSeq, a predicted model, not a curated record
UUCAUAGUAGUGCGCCUGCGCAAAAGAGGAAUUUGGUGUCAUGGCGGUGGAUUUUGUCAACAUAUAACAUUCAAUUAAGAGGACUACUAAACUAGGGGAGUGCAGGGUGAGAAAAGAAAAAAAUGCAGUCGGAAAAGAAAAGGACAAAGGAAGACACAUGGAAAUCAGAUGAUUUAAAGAGACAUAUUAAAGGUGUGCUUAAUGAUAAUGACAAUGACAGGAGGAAAGAGAAAUCCAGGCGAGAUGAAGAGCAGAUGAAGAGCAGUAGUGGGGAGUCUCAGGAGCGGCGUCACAGAGAUCGGGAGAGUCGAGGACACAGGGAGGAAGAGAGACACAGAGACAGGACUCGAGAGCGACCGAAGGAAAGAGAUCAAGAGCGAAGAAAAGAGAGUGAAAGAAACAGGACGUCAGAAAGACGAGAGAGAGACCAGGGCAGAAGAAAAGAGAGAGAAAGGGGUGGAGACGCAGAAAGAAGCAGAAACAAAGACGGGGAAAGCGAAAUCAAGGACAGAAGUCACAGUGACAGAGACCGAGGGACACUAAGGGAGAGCAGAGACAAGGAGAGAGACAGGGAAAGGAGAAAAGCAGAAAGAGACAGGGAGCGAGGGAAAGAAAGGCCCGGAGAGAGACAAGAGUGGGAGGCAGAGAGAGAAGGGAGACACCAGGAUCAAAUAAAGGAGAGGGAGAGAGAAAAGCAUAGAAGCAAAGAGAAGGAAAGGGACAGGGAGCAUGGACGGCAUCUCAGCAGAGAGAAGGAGCAUGAUCCCGAGAGGAGAAAAGAAAAGGACAGGCAGCAGAAGAAAGAAAGAGACUUGGAGGAGGACACGAAGAGAGACGAUGGAAGAAAAGAACAACAUAAGGACCAAGAUCCUUCAAGACAAAGAGAAAAUAAAGAAUCUGCAGAACAACAAAGAAAUGAAAAUGAAGAACGUGAAAGGAGACAUCGAGACAGAGGGGAACACUCAAAGAAAAGUGCACUAGAAGGGCCGGGAGAGAGCCGGAGACACCGUCGAGAUUCCAGAGCCGGAGAGGGAGAGCACAGGCGUCGGGAACGGAAGGAGGAGGACCGGCAGCUGCCGGACGAUCGAGAACGGAGGAGGGGAAAAAAAGAAAAGAGGGAUAACCACGGGGAGAGGAGCCACCGAGAGGGAAAAAACGGAGGCCUGGAAAGCCAUAAAGCCCGAAUUUCUGCGGAUGAGCUCCAUCAAGACAAGACACUGCCUAGAAAAGAGAAAUCGCUCCUGGGCGGAGUAGAAAAUAUCAAGCCACAGAGAGAGAGGAAAGAGACAAAAGUCGGUGAAGAUGAUAAAGAACAAUUUGUCCUUGAUAAAUCAUCUGCAGAGGAUGUGAUUAACGAGGAAACAGCAGAAGAUUAUGAAGAGGACUUUGAAGACUACGAUGAUGAUUUUGAGGAUGUUGAUGAGAAUGAUGAAGGUAACAAAUCGGACACUAAUGAAGACGUUCAUGAAAAGGAAGAAUUCACCCCACAUAACAGGGCCGAAAUUGAGGCAAUCCAAAAAGCUAUAUCUGCAGAAAAUGAAAGGAUUGGUACUAUACAUCCUAGCACGGUAGAGAACAACAAAUCCAAUUGGGGUUCUGAGAGUUCUCCCAGCAAAGGCACUCAUCAAGGAAGAUUUAUAGACUUUGUGGCAGCAAAGCAACGGGAAGUGAGCAAGAAUGUAGCCUGUAAGCAAAAAAAACGCAGCACAGAGUUGCUUCGACUGAUCGACCUUGACUUUUCUGUCAGUUUUUCGUUGUUGGAUUUGCCUCCUUUGAAUGAAUAUGACAUGUACAUAAAAAACUUUGGUACAACGAACACCAAACAGGCAUAUAUCCAAUGCAAUGAAGACAAUAUUGAUAGAGAUAUCCAAACAGAGGAAACUGAGACAGUUGAGAAAUGGACUCAGCAUCCUGGAGAUGGCAGUGUAGUCUGUGGAGGUUCCAAAAGCAAUAAUGAGUCUUCAAAUGGUUCUAUGACAAAAUUGAGUAUUGACUCUAAGCGAUUGUCCAGUUUUUUGCGUGCAGCUACUCAGGUGAUUGCUGUAUUGCUAGAAGAAGACAGAGCCGAACAACAUUCUUUGAAGAAGCUGAAAUCACAAGAAGACUGUUUGUCAUUUAGUGAUGGAAGCUUACAGCUCAAUACAAAACUGCCAUUCCUGCAUGGUCGAGAGGUCUGCUUGAUACGCUUCUCGCAGAUUCAGAGGCAGGUCAUGCUCUCUGUGCACAGGCCUUUAAAAAGCUCCGGUGCAGUUCGGCUGGAUAGUAAGAGUAUUGUUUGCAUUUGGAACAUAUGGGAACCAUCACGUCCUCAGAAAGUCCUUAUAUGUGAAUCAGAGAUUCAGUGCUGCUGCUUCAGUCCUGGUCAAGCCACACUGGUGUUUGCUGGCACAGCUGAUGGUUCAGUGAUUGUGUGGGAUCUGCGGGAGCACUCUAGUUUACAUCACACUAUGAAAAUAGGAGAACAAGACUGGACCCUCCGGUUCCCCACAUUUUCCACUGAUUCUGUCCUUGCAACAUCUGGCCAUUUCUCUCAAGUAAGGGCUGUGGAGCCAGUUCAAGUCGAUGUAACUGAAGGACAGAGUCCAGGAUUUUUCCUACUGUCUUCUGAAGAAGAAUCAUUAGGACUAUCAUUUCAGUUGGCAUCCCUGGAUGACAGUGGAGUUUUAAAUCUUUGGGUGGUUGUGGAACUUCCAAAAGCUAGCCUUGCAGGAUCACAAACUGAUUUAGGUCUAAAACCAGGUGGAAAAGUAAAACUACUACACAGUUCAUCAAUAAUUACAAAUGAUAGAUCUAGUCUAGGGGAUGUUCUGCAAGUAGGUCCCUUGCAGGCACUGACGCUGAAGUUCUUACCUUCUGAUUCCAAUCACUUCUUCAUUGGCACAGACAUGGGUCUAGUGAACCAUGGAACAAGACAUGGUGUGAGAAUACCUCCAAAGUUCUACAAGCCACAGGCUAGUGGAUACAACCCAGUCAGCGUGACUUCUGUUGACUUCUCUCCUUGUGGAGAACCAGCGUUUUUGGUUGGAUGUGCUGAUGGAACUAUAAGAAUGCAUUCAGUGAGGACUGAAUACCCUGUUAUGGAAUGGAACUGCAGCACCAAUGGAGAGCCUGUUAUCUCUGUGCAAUGGGCUGUAACAAGACCAACAGUAUUUUUUGUUUUGGAUGCAACCUCUAAUAUUUAUGCUUGGGAUUUAAUGAAGAACAGUUCUCAACCAUUGCUUAAAGAAAAAAAUCAAUCUGAUAGGAUUACUGCCUUUGCUGUUUUUGGUGACCCAGGAAAACCCAAUACAUUUUCAGGGAUCUCACUGGCAAAACAGUCUGGAAAAAUUGAAAUUCAAUAUUUCAACAAACAAUGGGCAAUUCCUAACUCUGACGAAUCAAAGAAGCUGAAUGAUAUUUUAUGUUGGGCUUGUUAAACUAUCUGGGGAAAACUUUCUAUGGUGCUCUGUCAGUUGAUAUAAGAAUUAUAAGUGUGAAGUUUAGUAUAUAAAGAAAAACCUACACACAAAUGCACACAUGGAAAGUUAGUUACAGGUGAUUUUGUUUUUAGUGUCCUUUCCUAAAACCAGUCUUGGAAAACAAUUACAUUAGUAACAUGGAUUUUUUUCCAUCCUUUCUGAUCAACAUAUACUGUACAAUACAUACAUAUUGUGCAUUGUUAUAUUUAAUUCAUUCCUCUUCUUGUUUUAGGAAUGGGUAUAACACUAAAAACACAAUGAAAUAUAUAGUAUUUCUUUUUGACACUUUUCCUGUGCAUUGAAACAGAUACUUGCAUAUCUGUUAAAAUGUCUUCAUGAAAAACUGGAGAUUUUUCACACUGAAUUUAAAAACAGAAGGUGUAAAAAUCACAGUAUUUUGUAUAGUUGAUUUGGUCAAUAUUACUUGGUUGUGAUGGUUCACAAACCUGUAAACGGAUGCAGUAUAAGAUCUGCAAAACUAGUAUACUGUAUGUAGCCUAUUUGCUAGAACCUAGAGAUUAUUUAUAAAUCAUGAAGGUAUUUUUACCCUUUGAUUUAUUUUAUGUGCUUCACCUUUUGUGAAAUACAGUAACUUGUAGAAAUUCUUCACUGUCCCUUAAGGCAUUCUAGUCCUUUUACAAUCUUUUUUUCUGUAGAAGUCUGUGAAUGUGGAAAAGGUUGGUUUUAACAAUUAAACAAUACACUGCUUUAAGUCUUAUAAUCUUAAUCUUGGGCACCAGGACUCUUCUAUUCUUUAUUGAAUAAAUAUUGAAUUCUCCCACUUUCAGAAAGUGUUUUUUUCAAGUAAACAGGUGAGGUCUUUUUGAUCAAUCUGAUCUUCCAAAAUAAUGUUAGAAAUACUGUUAACACUGUUAUUUCAGUUUCUAACGUGUGCUUUUGUUAAGUCAUAAACAGUUUACCAUGUCAAGCUUUAUUUGGUACAUAAAAGGCCCUUUAGCAUUUCACUAUGUACAUUUCAUUUGUUUUAAUUUCCAUUUAAGUAUUCCAUUUUUGAAGGAUAGUUUUAUAGAUUAUCAAAGUAUGUAUCUUGUAAUAUAUAGUGAAAUCAUUAUUUGUGAAUACAGGGAGGGAAAAGUAAGAUCAAUUAAAUUAAUACUGAAUAAAUAGUUCACUUAUUCAGACUGUAAUUUAACAAAAAUGUAAAGUUUUUACUUAAUAUUUUUAUGCAUGUACAAUGUAAUGGA